AUGACUGCUAUUGCAAGCCCGGUUAAUCACGACAUCAUCUGUCAACGAUAUGUGUUGGAUGACCUCCAACUCUCUGAGACAUUCGACCUUCUUGAUGUCGACAAAGACGGUCGUCUUUCACGUAACGAGAUUGCUGCUCUUCUGAGAACCAUCAAUGUUGAGCCAACUCGUGUCGAAUUGGACUUCAUCUUUGGAGAGAUGGACACGGACAAGACUGGAAAAAUCAGCAAGGAAGAGUUCGUCAACUACAUGAAGUCUCCACCAAUUCAUAGAACCACUCUUCGCGAACUCGAAGUUCAGUUUCGCAAGUUCGAUUCGGAUGGUGACGGAGCUAUCACUGAAGACGAAAUGGCGGAAAUCCUUAGAAGCACCGCCGACUUGGAAGAUCGUGCUGCUAUUGGAGAUAUGUUCAAAGCCACCGACUUGAAUGGGGAUGGAAAGAUCACAUUCUUCGAAUUUGUCAAAAUGAUGCAAGAAUGA
Molecule: messenger RNA, 480 nt
Organism: Caenorhabditis remanei
Lineage: Eukaryota; Metazoa; Nematoda; Chromadorea; Rhabditida; Rhabditidae
Exons: 4
Coding region: 1-480 (159 amino acids)
Molecular function (GO): calcium ion binding; enzyme regulator activity
Source: RefSeq, a predicted model, not a curated record